AUGCAACGGUCACCGGCGGCGGUGAAGGCCACGCACCUGUGCGCCAAAAUUAAAAACAGAAUCAAAACGGAAUCCCCAGAUUUCGACGUGUUCAUAAGCCACCGUGGAAUCGACACAAGACGGAGCGUGGCCGGAAUAUUGCACGAGCAUUUCUCCGGCUUGGGGCUGUGGCCAUUUCUCGACGUCAAGUCCAUGUCCCCCGGCGACAAUCUAAUUGGCAAAAUUGACUCCGCCAUCCGAAGCUGCAGGGUCGGAGUACCGGUUUUUUCGCCUCGGUAUUGCGAGUCCUAUUACUGUCUCUAUGAGCUGGCUCGUAUGCUGCGCUCCAAUAAAUGGAUCGUGCCGAUUUUUUGGAAUGUGAAGCCGUCGGAGCUCCGAGUUGCCGAUGAAAAUAAAAGGCUCAGCCGCUUCGCUUGGGCCGUUGAGGAAGCUAAGUGUACUGUCGGCUUGUCUUUUGACUCCACAAAUGGUGAUUGGUCAGAACUGCUCUCCAGUGUUUCAGGUGCAGUGAUGAAGUUGGUCGAGGAAGAUGAAAGAUAA
This is a messenger RNA of Cucurbita moschata (crookneck pumpkin), 540 nucleotides long. RefSeq names its product toll/interleukin-1 receptor-like protein. The transcript is spliced from 2 exons. The record is from RefSeq and is a predicted model, not a curated record. Gene Ontology annotation, biological process: signal transduction. NCBI's taxonomy places the organism in Eukaryota, Viridiplantae, Streptophyta, Magnoliopsida, Cucurbitales, Cucurbitaceae. Bases 1 to 540 code for a protein of 179 amino acids.